AUCUCUCCCCCCCCCCCUUUCAAUCAAGUACAGUUUUCUUGCUGACAAACUUGGAUUCACUUCUUUAAGCUCACUCACUCCAAUUCUCCCUACUCCUAUAAUUCUCUCCUUUUUCUCGUUUCAUUAUAACUUAUAAGGUAUUCUUCAAACCUUUUUAUUUCACGUGGCGCAUCACUUAAAUGCUUAUUUAUCAAACUUAAAUCUUAUUUCGAGAAUGGAUGAAAUUGUGUCUCGAUCUUCGUAUUUCAUGGGUUCGACCAUGUUCUUCGAGGGUACGGAAAACACGAAAUGGACCCCGGAAGAGAAUAAACGGUUUGAAGAUGCAUUAGCUCUGUUCGAUAAAGAAACCCCCGACAGGUGGCAGAAUGUGGCGCGUUUGAUUCCGGGGAAAACUGUGAGUGAUGUGAUGCAUCAGUAUAGGAAAUUGGAAGAAGAUAUUAGUGAGAUUGAAGCAGGGGUUUUGGUUGUGCCUGGGUAUACUUGUAGUGACGCUAAUGCUAUGACACUUGAAUGGGUGGUUGAUAAUCACCCUCACUUUUAUAGUCAUGGAGGAAAGAGAAGUAGGCUUCCUGAUCAAGAAAAGAAAAAAGGAAUUCCAUGGACAGAAGAAGAACACAGACAAUUUCUUUUGGGGUUAAAAAAGUAUGGAAAAGGGGACUGGCGAAAUAUCUCACGUAAUUUUGUGACAACAAGAACACCCACCCAAGUUGCAAGUCAUGCUCAAAAGUACUUCAUUCGCCAGUUGUCAGGAGGCAAAGAUAAAAGAAGGUCAAGCAUUCACGACAUCACCACAGUGCACCUUAACGACCCCACAAAGUUACCGGAAAAUGACACAUGUCCAAAACCGGGUGAAUGCACCACCAUGGUAACACCACCACCAAAACCUCACCUCCACCACCACCCCACCACAAACCACCAUAUGGAAAAAGCAUUGUACCAAUGGAGCCACCCUAAUGGUGGUGGUAUAAUGAUGGCACCACUUCACGGAAGCUCAUCUUAUGGGCCUCAGUAUGGACACUUGGAAAUGGUAUUGGGUUGGAAUAGCUACUAAGAGUGUGGGAAUUUCGAUUGGGAUGAAGACUAAUUUUUUUGCAGAAGCAAUUACAAGAUGCAAACAAUAGCGAAGUGAAUGUCACAAUGCACCAAAAACAGCAAAUUAACCCAUAACGUCGAUUCAAGCACCCAAAUCAUAAAGUUUCCAUUCAAGUCCAUAAAUCGUAUAAUCGCAGCACCAUAGACAACUUGUAUAUGGCUCAUAUCAGUAACAUCUUUAAUAGUUUAAUUGAAUUGCAAAUCUUGAACGAUAAUCGCAGCAACAGCUGGUGUUCGAGCCUGAGGGUUUGAGAAUUUCGAUGAAUUUCGUGAAAUUGUAAAGACGGGAGUGAGAAAUCAACCAGGAGGGUCGAAAUAGGGGUUUGAGCAUGAUUGUGGGAAAAGGGAAACUGUCGAUGAAUCGGCAGGUGUGGCAAAGCAGAUUCAAGAGUGCAUGCAUGCAUAUUUGGAAAGAUAUAGUGAAGAGAAAAAUUGGUGUUGUACUUUGUAAUCAACCGAUUUUCAAUUAGAAUGAAGGUUGCAGAAAUAAAAAUUACAUGAUUAUUA
Molecule: messenger RNA, 1599 nt
Organism: Lactuca saligna
Lineage: Eukaryota; Viridiplantae; Streptophyta; Magnoliopsida; Asterales; Asteraceae
Source: the annotation of a GenBank genome assembly